AUGGCUAAUAGCAAUCAUGAUAGUCAUCAUCGAUUAUAUAAUAUAUCAAUAAUAAAUUCUAACCAAUAUCAACAUGGAUCAUUAAAAAUUUUAAAAAAUGAAUUCUCUGAUUUAAUUAAAGAUCCACCUGAAGGAUUUAUUGUUGAACCAGAUCAAAAAGAUUUUUUUAUUUGGCAUGUUGGAAUAUUUGGUGCACCAGAUACACUUUUUUCUGGUGGUUAUUAUAAAGCUAUACUUAAAUUUCCUUAUGAUUAUCCUUAUCGACCACCAACAUUAAAAUUUCUUUCUGAUAUAUGGCAUCCAAAUGUUUAUCCUGAUGGAAAUAUAUGUAUAUCAAUUUUACAUGAACCAGGUGACGAUGAACGUAGUGGUGAAAAAGCUUGUGAACGAUGGAGUGUUGCACAAAAUGUUCGAUCUAUUCUAUUAAGUAUUAUAUCAAUGCUUAAUGAACCUAAUACAUCAUCACCAGCUAAUAUUGAUGCUAGUAUUGAAUAUCGAAAAUAUAAAGAAGAUCCAAUUAAUUAUCCAACAUAUAAAGAAAAACUCAAUCAUCUAAUUGAAAAAAGUAAAACAAUAGCGAAAUUAGAAGGCAUUGAAAUCCCUCAUACAAUAGAAGAAUAUACAAAACGAUUUGAUAAAAAAUUACCGAUAACAUCAAUUGAUGAUAUACAAAAUUAUAUAGUUGAUGAUGAUGAUGAUGAUGAUGAUGAUGAUGGACAGUCUGAAGAUAAUCAAUCAAAUGAUAAUUAUUCUCAAACUUCUCGUGAAAAUUCACGUAUAAAAUUAAUAACAAAUUCUGAAAUUAAAAUUGCUAUCAAAACAAUGACUAAACAUAAUAAUAAUAAUAGUAGUGGUGAUUAUGAUGAUCUUUUAUAUCGAAAAACCAAAGAAUUUAUUUAA
Molecule: messenger RNA, 900 nt
Organism: Rotaria sordida
Lineage: Eukaryota; Metazoa; Rotifera; Eurotatoria; Philodinida; Philodinidae
Source: the annotation of a GenBank genome assembly